CCCGGUGCAGCUUCCGCGGCCCCGAGGGCAAGGGCGGGCAGCCCCAGGGGCAGCGGCGGCGGAGCACGUGAGGGGCCCGAGCGGCGCCCGGAGCAAUGGCGUCCGGAGAGGAACAAGUGGCUAAAAAUCUCAACGUGGAAGAUGCCCAACAGGAAAACGAAGGAGGAGACCAGGCCCCUGUGCAAAAUGAGGAGAAAUCAUGCCAUUUGGGAGGAGGCGAAGCCCAGAAGCCUCGAGGAAAUGUCAGGCUGGGGUGGGUUAAGCGACUUGUCCCUAAUUUUCGUGGGGCCAUAUCUAAAGAGCAUGUCGAUCACAUUGAAGUGAGAGAUAAUAGAGAAAAGAUGGCAGUGCAGCGGAUGGAAAUCAGGAGAAAGACUAGAGAGCAGCAAAUGAGACAUGUUACACGCUUCCAAAUUCCUGAACCUGAUAAUCACUAUGACUUUUGCCUUAUACCUUAAAUCCUAAGGUUUUCACUGAGGUUAAUAAUGUGGUCUCUGCUACAAAAGCUAGUAGUUUUGUGAUUUACUUUUCUGUAAACCUUUUGAUGUUUCCUCUUACUAGUUUCUAAUUGAAUAAUGUUUUUGUCUCAGUAUAAAACUCUCUGUCCAGCAAGGCAAUUCCACCCAGUUUUU
This is a messenger RNA of Pipistrellus kuhlii (Kuhl's pipistrelle), 632 nucleotides long. RefSeq names its product protein BEX4-like. The record is from RefSeq and is a predicted model, not a curated record. The coding region runs from base 96 to 458 and encodes 120 amino acids. Gene Ontology annotation, cellular component: cytoplasm; nucleus. Lineage: Eukaryota; Metazoa; Chordata; Mammalia; Chiroptera; Vespertilionidae. The transcript has a single exon.